AUGGUAGCCAUGAAGCGGAAUUUAGACAUUAAUUGGAUCGACAGGAAUGUAAAUCUAUUCCUUGGACAUACAACACAUGCUGAAUACGUCUUGACACAGAGUGAGCCAACCAAAGCAAAUAUUGCCCGUCCAACUCUGGUGCCGAGAGUUGGACUGAAGUUGAUAGACUUCCCGCCUCUGUACAAGGUUACUGUCUGGGUCGAAGAGUCAAGAUUUUCUGGACACAAUGCUUUGUACAUUGCUUCUCAUCUUCACUCUGACAAUAUGCAUCGCGCAGCGCUGACCUUGCUCCUGGUGUGCGCCCUGGCGACGGCCGCCCCCGCGCCCGGCAUGAUGGGCGGCGGAAAGGGGCGGGUGAGAGGCAAGAACCAGCACAUCCUCAUCAUCCCCGUCAUGCAGGGCGGAGGCAUGAUGGGCUACGGGGGCGGCAUGUCCAUGGGCUACGGCAUGGGGGGCGGCGGCGGCGGCCUCGUCGUCUCAGGCUACGGAGGCAGCUACGGCGGGAGCCUCGGAGGAUACGGAAAGCGGUAAUCGGCGAAGGAGCCACUUCUUAUAGGGUUACUAACACUAGUCAUAUUUCGAGGCACUUUAUUUUUUAUAUCAAAAUGUUAAGAAAACUUCAAUAAACACUAACAAAAACGA
This is a messenger RNA of Penaeus chinensis, 642 nucleotides long. RefSeq lists its product as uncharacterized. Lineage: Eukaryota; Metazoa; Arthropoda; Malacostraca; Decapoda; Penaeidae. The transcript is spliced from 5 exons. The record is from RefSeq and is a predicted model, not a curated record. The coding region runs from base 1 to 531 and encodes 176 amino acids.